AUGGGAAACCAGAGUGAGUCAGGACAAAUGCCAGAUUAUGGUGUCUCAAUUGUGAGAUAAUUCUGGAAUAAACACAAAUAUAUUAUAUGUUGUAACUUUGAGCACAAAAAUGAUGAUGGGAAAAACAAAACAAUGUGACUCAACUCCAAACCAGAGACACCAGAACCAUUGGUGCAAUUAUCAGGCUUAAUGGUAUAAUAAUCAAAAGUGGCCAGGACACAAGGUACCUUCCCAGUGCAAGGGAAGCAACAUACAGUAGUUACUAAUUGCCAGAUUGCCAUGCAUCCAGUAUAUCUGGUGUUCCAAAUUGUUAAACCCAUUAAGCUGCAGACAGGGCCGUACGCAGGAUUUUUUUCACCGGGAGGAGGGGGGAGUUUAAGGCCUAUAUGUCGAAAAAGUCCCAAAUAUCCAAAGAAUAAUUAAUGAUAUUCUAGAAAUCGUGAAUAUAGUUUUCUCCGGGGUGAGUUGCCUCCCUUGCCUCCCCGCUGUGUAUGGCCCUGGCUGCAGAGCUUCCCCAGUGGGGUGCAUUGCAGCUCAAUUGGUUAAUUAUAAAGGUUGUGAUAGACGUUAUGUACCACCUGAGCUUUCAUAACCCCUACAACCCUCUGCCCCCCCCCCCCAACGUGUUGUAAAUGGCCAAUGUACCACCUUUUCAUCAUACAGCAGCAACAUUUUCUUGGGGUGGGGGUAUUUUGGGAAAUAGUACCCCAAAAAUCUUGACAUUGAUUAGCCUUGUAUGCAAAGUUGGCACAUAUUACACAAAACCUGAAUAUAUUUAAACACAUACCUGACAUACCGUUUGCUUUGAAGGAACGUCUGGAGUUACUGUAAUACCAUUUUCUAAAGUACAGUAUAGAUAACAAAAAGUUUUAGUUUCUGCAACCAAAUUUUGAAAUAUACAGAUAACAGAUUUGCCAGGCUGUUUUCUUAACAAAAAGAUUGCAUUUCAUCGUCAAGCUUAAGUUAAGCCUACCAAUUUUAUGUGAGAUAAGAUAAAGCAUAAAUAAAAUUGAAUGAAAUACCUGUUUAUAGCUCGCUGAUUCAAAUAUCCUCUUUGGCUUUGCUCAUAUUUUGCGAGGACAGCGAGGUUUGAAUUUUUUUGUCUUUCCAGGGAAGAAUAACACGUACGACUUGCACAUCUUUGAACCAAUAACCAAAUUUAGAAAAAAUCUCUCGAAAGCAUUUUAAAAAUCCAUUCAAAUAUCGAGAAAAUACUACAAAACCCGAGCAAAAUUGCAAAAACCUAAAGUUUUUUUAAGAAAACCAGGGGUGUGUGGAAAUUGUAGCAGGCUCAGAUCCGAGCCUGGUCAGUGGUAAUUACCAUGAGAAAUACGGACCAGUUGUCAUGGAGAUUGCGUCAGCAAAGGCCGAAAUCCGCCAUGUUUUUGGCUUCACUUUUUUUUCCCGUACAGGUCCUCCAGUAAUAUAGUAUAGCUCAGUGAUUUACACCCGGGGAAACGAAAGCAUUAGCGAAGUCUAAAGCAGUGAAGAGUGUAUCUAAAAGUCGAGGGUCGAGAGUAUAGGUCGAGAGUCGAGGGUAAAAGUCGAGAGUCGAGAGUAAAAGUUGAGAGUCGAGAGUAACAGUCGAGAGUCGAGAGUAAAAAGUCGAGAGUAAAGAGUCGAGAGUCGAUCGAGAGCAAAAAGUCGAGAGUCGAUCGAGAGUAAAAGUCGAGAGUCGGCAAAUCUCAUCAGAAACAACAAAGUCAAGAUAUUUUUAACCACGUUUAUUGUCGUUCCAAUUGAAGUGUUGCUCAAAUAUUGAUUCAAUACAUUACCUCGGGCUGACCAAUUCAUUUGAUCAAGUUCCUCGAGAUAUUCAUACACUUCCUGUGAAAGAGCCAAUUCAAAGUAUUUGAUCAUUUCUGGUCACUUCCUUUCUAUUUAUGAUUGGUUAGUUGCACAAACAACAAAGGUGAUUGGUGCAUUCAAACUAUUCAACAGGAAGUUUACAAUUAUACUAGGAAGUGUAUGAAUAUAUCGAGGAACUUGAUGAAAUGAAUUGGUCAGCCCGAGGUAAUGUAUUGAAUCAAUGUUUGAGCAACACUUCAAUUGGAACGACAGUAACACAAUCUAUAUAUAGCUUUACAUAGCCAUUUCGUAACAAGUACCAACGGCUGAAAUACAAACUUUCCAAUAAAUAUUGCUACCAGGGGCGUGGCGAACGAUUCCAGAUUUGGGGGGCGUCACCAUAAUGACCAACUUUUUCAAUGAAAUGACCAACGUUUCUCCAAAUUUUUUUUUGGCGACCUUUUUUUUUGUAAAUAAUAUAAGAUUUCGUUUAAUAUUUAAAUAAUUCCUUUGACCAACUUUUCAAAAAUUUUGACCAACUUUUCAAAAAUUUUGACCAACUUUUCAAAGUUCAGAAUUAUUAAGGGGGGGGCGUCGCGCACCCCCAAGACCCCCCAGUCGCCACCCCCUGAUUGUUGCAACAGUCAAUAAUAAUAACGUGAACAAAAAAGAUUGGAUAAGAAAAUAAUAUCGCAUUUGAUGCCUCAAUCUUGCUAAAUGUUUUCACAUUUCAUUCUAACUGACACAUAAACUCGGCUGAAUUUUGGACAGCCAUCUCCAGGCUUGUAACUAAAAUGUCACUUAUUCCAAUCAUUAACGUACGUUUAUAUCAAACGAGAGCGUAUUAAGAAAUCCACGUUGAUCACAAUCUAACGAUUCAUACAAUUGUGAAUUCAUAAAUACGAGGCAGUAAAAAUAGGAUUCUUUUGUCGCAUGUGUGACUCUAUCGGGUGGUAAUAUGUCUCGCAUAUUAUUGUAAAGUCCUAGUAUUUAUAUGUAGCUUCACAUAUGAGUAAUUUUUCGCGGAAAUAGGUGCAUGUAAAAGCGGGAAGGAUGGACAGUAAUAUAUAAGGAAGCGAUAAAACUAGUUAUAAGAUAACAGUUAUUAUUAUUGAAUGUUGUGGCUAAAUUUUUGCGAAAGUUUUGUUUUAUAUUAUACUGGAUUAUUCCUUUGAUUGCAUAUGCCUCUUGUUUACUUUAAUUUCGAGAAUUUGAGCAUACUAAAUUAUGUUUCGCAAAUAUUGUUUGCUUUAUGUUCCGAUACACAGGAAGUGAAAUUAGUUCAGCCGUCAUAGGCGUACAGGCGGGAAAAACUCAGGGAGACAGAAAAAAAUUUACCCGACUUUUACCCACUGAAUAAAAUUUUCCGCGUAACUAUUAAAUUUCCCGAGUUGUCGUUGGGAAGUAGACAAAAAUAUUUUCCUAUUUGUCGAUUCCUCGUUAUUUCUGGUAUUUUCAAAUACCAUAUUGCAUGUACUGUCUUCUUUUUAAACUUAUUUCCCCCAAUUUUUGCCCGAAUUUAUACGUUUAUAAUUUGCAUGACUUUAUUUUGACUGCCCCCCCCCCGUACGGCUAUAAUCAGCCGUUGUUACGGAUCGGUUAUAUAUUGUGUUAAAUAUUUUGACUUUGUUGUUUCUGAUGAGAGGGUCCUGAAGGGGGGUCCCAAUCCCAUUUCCCACCUGAAAUUUUGGCAAAUCCCAGUCCCAGUUGGAUUUUUAUUAGAAAUCCCAGUCCCAGUUAUUGAAAUCCCAGUCAAUAAAAAAACCCUUUAUUUAUUGGUAGAAUAAACAGUUUUAAGACCUUUUAAGCAAGUGGCGGACACUUUAUGAAAUAUUUAAUUAGGGGGGUGCUACCCGGAAAUGGCAUUUGCAGCAUUCUGAGACACGCAUAAUCAGAAAACCCAGAAUUGCGGGCGCCAGAGUAUGCCUGUUCGCAGGUAGCGCUGUGAGUAAUAUAGUUAACAACAUAAAUCAUGACCAAAGACACCAAAAACAUAUCAAAAUUGUAUUUUAAAAUACUCAAAACGCAGAAAAAUUGGGAAUCGACUCGCAUUACCUCAAUCCCAUUCCCAUUUUUGAGUACUUCAUUUCCCAUUCCCAGUGGCCAAAUCCCAGUCCCAGCAACCCAAAUCUAAAUUCCCAGUCUAAAAAUAGAUCAAUCCCAGUUCCCAUUUUACCCCUUCAGGACCCUUUUGUUUCUGAUGACAGUUGCCGACUCUCGACGUUUUACUCUCGACUUUUUACUCUCGAUCGACUCUCGACUUUUUACUCUCGAUCGACUCUAGACUUUUUACUCUCGACUCUCGACUUUUUACUCUCGAUUCUCGACUUUUACUCUCGACUCUCGACUUUCACCCUCGACUCUCGACCUAUACUCUCGACUCUCGACCCUCGACUUUUAGAUACACUCAGCAGUGAACUAUAUACAUGGAAGGCUGACUUCAGUCAGUUACAUAAUCAAAAAGUGAAGCCAACGAUGGAGGAUUUUGAAGCCAUUCUUGCGCGUCAUUCUCAGUCUCCUUACCCGCGCGGCCAAACAUUUUUUGUAUUUUAAUGGCGGGAAGUGAUGGGUCCGCGACUCUCGGGUUGUGUUAUAUUUCGGGAACUCCGGUCGAAAUAUAUGAGAAUACUAGCGGUAUGGCAUUACCAAUCUGUGCUUCACAUCACAUUUUAACCCAAAGAAAUCUCUGGUAAAAACCCCAACACCCCCCUGAUCUGACCCGUCCCAUAAUCCUCCUGUGGCUUUUUUACCUUGUGCUUCACACGCGAACAGGUAAGCUUCAGGUAGGCUAAAAUAUUUGCUUUUUGACGCUUUUUCCUAUUGUUUUUCAUAUGUUUUAGACACUCUCUAUGUUUUCAUAUGUUUUAGACACAUUCUCACUCAGAAAAACAACCAGAGCCUUGCCGGGACGGCGACACGCUUUCGAUUUUGGCGGGAAAUGACAAUCCUGAAAAUUUUGAGGAUUUGGCUAUUGAGCCACCAGAGCAGGCUAUUGAGCCAUCAGAGCAGGCUAUUAAGCCACCAAACUCUGCCGUACAGCUAAACACUAGCGAUGAUAUUUGUGGCGACAGAAUUGAUUCUUCAAAACAACAAUCAGUUGAACUCAGCAACGCUAGCGAAGGUCAGCCAGGUUUAUACGACCCCGAAGCUGUUACGACCUCGUGGUCUCCAUCUCAGGAGUUUAAGGAUUUUUUAGAGAAAAAUUUUCGAAGGAAACUAUCCUUUGAUCACAUUUGUGAUAUUUUGGAGGAACAAGCUAUUCCUCAGGUAGAUUCCCUCGUUACUCCUACUCUAGAUCCACCAAUGUUGUCUCAUGUUUCAUAUCAAAAUAAAAAGUUUGUGCAGGAGCGAGAUAAAGAGCUCGCUGUUGUUCAACGUGCUAUGUUGAACAUCACAGGCCCAUUAUUCACAUUACAUGACCGUUUAGAAAACAACCUUCCUGUUAGCCCUACUGAGCUCAAGUUGCUUGUUGAACAAUCCCUUUGUUUAGUUGGUUCGGCUAACUCACAAUUAUCGGUACUCCGCCGCAAGAAGGUACUUGCAUCCAUUAACAAAUCAAAAAUUGAUUUGGCAAACCAGCCAUUGCCAAACGCUCAACGAUGGCUAUUUGGAGACGAUUUUCCCUCAAUUGCAUCUAAGGAAGCCGAGCUAUCACGGGGUUUGGCAAAAAAUCUGGCUCCUACGGCCCCCAAAAUUUAUAACCAAGACCCGAAACAACCAAGCAGAAGUUUCUCUCAGUCUACUAAAUACAAUACUCAAAACAACAGGGGUCAGUUUUCUCGUACUCCCCAGUCUCGUUUCCAACGGCCCCCAAAUUAUCACACCACUUCGAACAGUGGCAGGUUCUGACAGCAGUCCCAUUUAUUCUAGAUGUUGUUGCCGGUUUAAAAAUUCCUUUUAGAGUCAGAAACACUUAUUUAUGUACAAGGAGGUGUCAGACCUGUUAACGAAGGGGGCAAUUUGCAAAGUCCCCUUUGCCAAGUCCCCAAGAAGGACGGCGGUAUGAGAUCGGUUAUAGAUCUAAGCUCACUGAAUCAAUACAUAGAAACAUAACAUUUCCAGAUGGAACAUCUUUCCUCGAUAAAAACCUGCCUACAACAGGGGUACUACAUGACAAAAUUGGGCCUAAAGGAAGCAUAUCUUUCGGUCCUGCUGGAAAAUCAAAACGUAUCAGUUCAAAGCAGAAACGACGAACAUUGUGUUGUCAAAUCCUGAAAAUCGAGAAACCUGCAUUAAGGAGCAUAGCUCAACUGUUGGGGUUACUAGAAUCUUAUCGUCCGGCAAUCUGGAAGGCUCCUUUUCACUUUCGUUUUCUUCAAGCUUUGCUUAUUCGCAACCUGCACACUUCAGAUCACAAUUACGAAAAUUCAACUUCCAUGCAAACAGAAAACUGAAAUCCAAUGGUGGUUUCAGAAUAUUAUGACAAUCAAUGGCAGCCCAAUUACGGUGCCUCCCCCGGAUGUAACAAUUUUUCCGAUGCCUCGAAACAGAGGUGAGGCAGUCACCAGCAUUUAUCAAACCGAGAAGUUGUUACACAUCAAUAUUCUCGAACUGAAAGCUGUUUUUUCUAAGCCUGAAGACUCUCUUGAAAAACUAUCGUUCAAUGACAGUGUCACUGAACAUAACUAUCGUUCAAUGACAGUGUCAUUGAACAUGGACAAUUCAACCGCGGUUACUUACAUAAAUCACAAAGGGGGCACCACCCGUUGCUAUUACUAGAGCUGACAUUAUAACUGUGGGAUUGGCGCAAGCAGAGAGACUUAUUUGUCAUAGCCCACCACCUUCCAGGGAAGAUCGACAUUCAAGCAGACCUCGAAUCCAGGCAGUUUCUGGAGGCUCACCAUUGGGAUGCCUUCACGGUGAGCUGGAAGGGACUUGCGGGUUAUGCUUUCCCUCCCUUCAACUUGGUCCCCAUGGUCCUCAAAAGGUCUUGUCGGACCAGACAGAGAUCUUCUUGAUAGCUCCAAUUUGGCAAGCUCAGCGUUGGUGGCCUCUUCUACUAAGUCUUCUGGUACAACAUUAAUUAACCUGUCCUGCUACCAAACAGCAAACAUCUCUUGAAGGAUCCAACCGACCCUUCCUUAAUUCACCGAUGUACCCACGUCUACAUUUGGGCGUAUUUCACAUCUCGAACGUUAGCAAACUACUCAUUUUCAGCCACUCGUAGUUCCACACGCAAAACCUACGAAUCUAAUUGGCAGCGUUGGAGCCGCUGGUGUUCUACAAGGCAAAUUAAUCCAAUUUCAUCAACUUUGAGCAACGUCCUUACCUUUUUGGCGGACUCACUCGCCUCCGGUUUGGAAUAUAGAACCAUGAAUGUUCUGAGAUCGGCUUUGUCAUCAACCCAUCCACGAAUCGACGGUUAUCUAGUCGGACAACAUCCAUAUGUUGUUAACCUGAUGAGAGGUGUUCUAAACAAUCGACCUCCAAAACCCAGAUCCCCAACGUUCACCUUGUUGACUACAAAGACAACUCGUUUUAUACUUGUUUCCCAGAUGACAAAAGGUUAUGUCUGAUAGCUUGUUUCCAACAUUACAUCUCAAUGACGGUUGAAUUUAGAAGAAUUAUGAAGGACCAACCUAAGUUGUGUCUUUCAUUUAUUAUACCUCACCGAAACAAUUUUAUUAUAGACCAAUGGUAUCAACACCAAACUUUGGUCGUGUUGGGUUAAACUAAUUGUAAACAGGUCUUUAGACUUAUUGUAUCUACAGAGCUAAAUAAUAAAGUUCUUUUUGGCGGUUCACCAUUGUAGUGUUAAACUCUACCGCUAGUAUUCUCAUAUAUUUCGACCGGAGUUCCCGAAAUAUAAUUCGACUUAUACUAGGGCUGUUCCAGCCUGCAGGUAUAAUUUAGGUUAUAUGAGGGAACGAAGGGAGAAAUAUAUGAUUCCCACCCUUAUACCCGCCCAGUUCAUCUCAGGGUUAAAUAAGCCACAGGAGGAUUAUGGGACGGGUCAGAUCAGGGGGGUGUUGGGGUUUUUACCAGAGAUUUCUUUGGGUUAAAAUGUGAUGUGAAGCACAGAUUGGUAAUGCCAUACCGCUAGUAUUCUCAUAUAUUUCUCCUUUCGUUCCCUCAUAUAACCUAAAUUAUACCUGCAGGCUGGAACAGCCCUAGUAUAAUUCGAAUUUUUCUUCAUUUUAAAAGAGCAAAAAACGAAAUAAACUUAAUUUAUUUCAUGUAAACCUGAUUUCCUUCAUCUAAUCGAUCUGUCUACUGCAUUUACCCACUGUAUGUGUGAGUAAAUCUGUAUUUUUCGUUGCGAAUUCAGCAACUAAUUUCAAACUUUUUUUGUUUUUUGAACAAAUCUGUAUUUUUAUAAAUUGGGAAUUUGUUUUUGCUUUAGUUGUUUCGCUUUUUUGUUUUUAUGGUGCUUUUCAGUUUUCACACCAUUAUUUGGCUUAUUUUACUCCGUUUUCCUGAUUUAAAACUGAUUUUUAACUGCAGUUUUCGAGGCAGUUUUUAGCCAAUUUAAUUCCAUACAUGUAAGAAAAUUUUGUUUUUUUAUUUUUUACUCGCUGGGGCACUGUGCCCCGGGCGAGUAUAGGUUUCGGCUUCAAUCUCCAAUCUCCAAUCUCCGAUCGUCGAUAGCCACAAAAUAGAAUAUUAAUGAGCUGCUUGAUCCUUCAAAAUGGCGGGGACUUUCGUUGAGUGGGCAAAAUGUUUUCAACAAUUUCGUGAAAAUUUUGAACCAAUUGUACCUGUUUUCUAUGGAUUUUGGAUUGUGUGUAGCUGUGGACAUUCCUGCUAGUUUAUUUAAUGCGUUUUACUUGGUGCACGGCUCUGAAAAUCCGAAAUUUGGAUCGUGGAAUUCCCGUGCACGAUCAUAAUAUACUGAAUCUGAAUAUAAACGAUCCAAAGACAAUUUCAAGGUGAAAUGUUAUAACUUAAACUGCACAACGUAGUUUUAAUAAAUAACUACAUAUUACAUAUUUAAUGACUUUGGGACCUUAGCUAACAUGUGCCCAAACCGUUUUUAAAAUAUCAAAAUCCUUCCCCUACUUUUGAGGAUUUUAAUAUGCAUUAUCUUAUUUUUGUUACCCGUUUCCAUGGCAACCAAUAUGGCAUUUUUUGUUUGUUUGCCACUUUAACUUGAUUGUCCGCUUGCCAGCGUUUCGAAAGCAAGUGAUUUACAUAGUACCCUUUGUUGUGUACUACAUAAAGUAUUGGUGCUGUUAUAAUUUGGUGAUUGCUGGCGCUCAUUGCCAUGCCAAAAUUGUGAUCAAAAUUUUCAACGGAAAUGCUAUUUUCGAACGUGAAAAGAAGUCAAAUUCUUCGCUCUUUAAUCUUUGCUUUUUAACAUAAACAAAUGGUUGGACAAAGCUCCAGAUCUUUAUAUAAAAGAAAGAGGAAAGGGACUGUUUGUCUGUUUCGGGGCGUCAAAGAUACAAGAAAGACGAGGCUUUAAAUUCAUCACGUAGUGACGUAUCAGACAUCUCAAACAGGCGAAGUUGAUGGUGAAAAUAUCGUUGGAACCUCAAUGAAGAAAGUGCGAGGUGACAGUAAGAAUGCAGAGUCCGAGUUUACGAUUGAGAAUCCUUAA
This is a messenger RNA of Paramuricea clavata, 9328 nucleotides long. Lineage: Eukaryota; Metazoa; Cnidaria; Anthozoa; Malacalcyonacea; Plexauridae. The record is from the annotation of a GenBank genome assembly.